AUGGAAAGUGAUAUUUUAGUUUUAUCGCUAAUCAGUAUUGGGUGUAGUUGUGAAAUAGAAAAAGGAUUCUCCGGUGUGAAAUCUUUUUCGAAAAAACAAAAUGGAGCAGCGUUACGAGCGAAUAGUUUGGGGUCAGGAGCACGAACACCUCCUUUGGAAAGAAAAAGUAAAUUUUCUGCACUCGGUAGAUUAUUCAAACCUUGGAAAUGGAAACGGAAAAAGAAAUCCGAUAAAUUUGAAGCUGCCUCACGAUCUCUUGAAAGAAAAAUUUCCGUUCGAGCGAAUCGAGAAGAACUGGUACAAAAAGGAAUCCUGCUUCCUGAAAGCCCGAUCGCGACGAUACCAGAAAACGAUUCUCCGAACGACUCAGGAUUUAUUCAAAAGCCUCCUACACCCCAGCAGCAACAUAACCAACAACAGCAACAGCAGCAGCAACACCAGCAAUCACAGGGUGGAACGCCCGCGGCAACGCCGACUGCUCAACAAACGUCAUCUCAGCCUCCAGUUUCAGGUACAAAUUCAAGUACUACCAACAGUAGUAGUAACCAGAAUCCUCAUUCGAUGGGCUCUGGGUCCAAUCCUGAUCAAUCUUCACCUCAUCUUCCUCAAUAUACGGGAGGAAUGCUAUCAGCUAAUCAAUUGAACGGCAACACACAA
Cotesia congregata is the source of this 657-nucleotide messenger RNA. NCBI's taxonomy places the organism in Eukaryota, Metazoa, Arthropoda, Insecta, Hymenoptera, Braconidae. The record is from the annotation of a GenBank genome assembly.